AAGUGGCAGGGGAGGAGAUGAAGGGGUUAGGGGGGGAGAUGGCUCCGCAAAGCUCCAGCACGAAGGGCCACCCUGACCCGGUUCCGUGGCAGUGCUGCUGUCGGGGUCCGGCGCCGCUCCCUAAACCCGGAGGGGAAGCACGGCUGCCUUCGGUAGGGCCAUAAGGACGGUGAUUAAGGCGCAUUGCAGACAUGCGUUUCUCUCCGACGAGGAUCCCGGUUGUGAGGAGGGCUGGAAAGGGCUUCGCCACCCGUGGGGAGCCGUGAGAGCACUGCUCAUCCCAGGGUGACGGGGAGGGACGCUGCUGAAGUUCAUCUUCCAAGCUGGUUUGGUUUCUUCACGUGCCUUGAGGGAGCACUGCGUGCUGGAACAUUCACCAGAGCUGUCAGAGAUGGAGGGCUUGGGGCUGGACGACAGCAGGGAAGGUGGAUGCUGGCCACGGCUGGUCAGGAGCGAGGGAAGCCCAAGAAACAGCUGUCUGUAGCUGCAGGCUUCGCCUUUAAAACGUGCCUUUCACUGCGAGCAGGGGGAAGGCUACAUAUGCAGCAGAGCUGUCAGCCCCACAUCUGGUCUUAGGAACUGUUUAUUGCAGACACUGACAGAUCACAGAGAGGAGGAGGCAGAGCGGGAUGACAUGAUGGAUUCACUCCCGGAGACACUUUCUGAGUGGCCAGGCAGGGCUGGUUGUCUCUGAGCUUGAGGGGUUCUGCAGCUUCUAAUUUAAAAAUAAAAGAAAAAGACAAAUCUCUGUCUUCUGAUCCUAAAUGUUGUGGCCGUGCGGGGAAUCAGACACUGCUCUGAAUUUCCUCCUGUGCCCCAGCCCCAGGCUACAGGUGGAUUUCCCACCAGCUUUGCAGGCUCUGGAAAAGGUCAUCUGCUGUGUUGGAACGUGGCUCAGGAGCAAUGCCAGCCCACAAGCUGGCCAUGUCUGCAUGCCCCGCUCUCCGUUGGUGUUCGUUUUCCCUGUUGCUCGUGGGGAAAGGUGGAUUGUUUGCUCUACUUGCUGCCAGCUGCCGCCUCUGUUCAGCUGUAAUCGCUAUUCGUCCUCCCACCAAACACUUGAGUGACCUCAAACCAAACAAGCAGAGGACAUAAAAGAAGAAAGAUACAAAUCCACUCCACAUUUUAACAUGCAGUGUUUUCAAUUAAUUUGGUUUGGGAUUUUCACUGUUACCCCAGGGAAAAUCUGAAACCAUUUGGAAUCAUCAUACUUGAUCUUAGCUAUGUAGAAGACUAUGCUUGUCUGCCUCUCAAUCUAUUAGACUGACAUGAAGGAGGGGGUGAUUUUCCUCGUGACUGCACAGUUCUGUUAUUGCCCUGCUUUGGAGAUAACUUGUUUUUUUAAGGGUUGACAACCCAGAACUCCCCAAAGUCUCUGCUUGCAAUAAUGACCGCACACACAUGGAGUGUGAGGGUAGUUAGGAUACUGUCUUUAGCCCCAAACUGAAUUUUCUCCCAUCUCCAAUUAAUCCUGCCAUUACCUGCAGUGAUGCUGGGUCACUGUCCAGCUCCUACUGGAGAUCUGUCCUCAUCUGACACCCUCUGGCCACCUUUGCCUGAGCAAAGGGACUAAAUUCCCCAUUACCCGCAUAAGUCCUCCCUGCAGCUUGUCCCAUCUGGUGACAGCCCACAGUGUCACCUGCUUCCAGGAUGUAAAUUGGAGUCUCCCCUGCCUGAUGUUCAGGCUUCUCUCGCAAUGGCUGCUGUAGUUUCAUGGUCCAGGCAAAGGCUGAGGGAACGACGUCCCCAGCACCUUCACUUCUGCCAUGGCUGGAGGCCCAGAGCUAUUGAUCGGAGAGAGACUCUGCCCACACAGUAUUGAUCAGCAAGCACCGACUGGGCAAUGCAGGGCUGACGGUCAGUGGCCACGGGGGGACUUCCCAGAAAGACACCUUCAUGGCAGUUGACGCAACCUGUUGGUCUGAUUACCCCAUCCUCUCCCAGGCCUGUGUCUGGCCUUGAGCCCUCUGAUCAGAGCAGUCAUGUGGCAGUUCGCUAAUGAGGUGACGCCCUGCACGGGCAGCACAUUGUCAGGUGGAAGAGGAAACCGAGACAGGCCGAGGGAGAGGUUUACGAUCUUUUCUGUCCUACCAGCCAUGGAUAGGAAGCAGAAGCAAGCGGAGAAGGCCAGGCCCUACGGCCUGCUGAAGCCGACAGCUUUAGGCAAGAUCCCAGGCAGAUUCCAACUUCAUCAGGAAGCAUUGCCCCAUCUGCCUGUGCCACCGCUCCAGCAAACACUGGACCGCUACCUGCUGGCUCUGCAGCCCAUCAUCAGCGAGGAGGAGCUGAACCACACACAGGAGCUGGUGGCUGAGUUCCGCAAGCCAGGAGGUGUUGGGGAGAGGCUGCAGAAAGGCCUGGAGAGAAGAGCCAAGAAAACAGAGAACUGGCUCUCAGAAUGGUGGCUGAAGACAGCUUACCUGGAGUAUCGCCUGCCAGUUGUGGUCCACUCCAGCCCAGGUGUGGUUUUACCUAAGCAGGAUUUUCUGGAUCGACAAGGUCAGCUCAGGUUUGCUGCCAAGCUGAUAGAGGGCAUCCUGGAUUUCAAGACCAUGAUUGACAAUGAGACCCUUCCAGUGGAGUACCUGGGUGGGAAGCCCCUCUGCAUGAACCAGUACUACCAGAUCCUCUCAUCCUGCCGCAUUCCUGGGCCCAAGCGGGACUCCAUUGUCAACUAUGCCAAAGGCAAAAAGCAGUCCAGACACAUCACAGUGGUUCACAACUUCCAGUUCUUUGAGCUGGAUGUUUACAACAGUGAUGGAAGUCCCCUUACCACUGAUCAGCUCUUCAUUCAGCUGGAGAAGAUAUGGAACACCUCCCUCCAAACAAACAAAGAACCCAUUGGGAUCCUCACCACCAACCACCGAAACAGCUGGGCAAAAGCCUACAAUAACCUUCUGAAAGAUAAGACCAAUAAGGAAUCUGUGCGUACAAUUGAGAAGAGCAUUUGCACUGUCUGCCUUGAUGCACCUAUGCCACGGGUGUCUGAGGACAUCUACAAGAGCCGUGUGGCUGCUCAGAUGCUGCAUGGUGGAGGCAGUCGCUGGAACAGUGGGAACCGAUGGUUCGACAAAACUCUUCAAUUCAUCAUUGCUGAAGAUGGCUCCUGUGGUCUUGUAUAUGAGCAUGCUCCCUCAGAAGGCCCACCCAUUGUCGCUCUUCUGGAUCACAUCGUGGAGUACACGAAGAAACCUGAGCUGGUAAGAUCGCCCAUGAUUCCUUUGCCAAUGCCCAAAAAGCUGCGGUUUAACAUCACCCCAGAAAUCAAGAAUGACAUAGAGAAGGCAAAGCAGAACCUCAACAUAAUGGUCGAAGACCUGGAUGUCAAAGUCAUGGUCUUUCAUCAAUUUGGGAAAAACUUCCCCAAGUCAGAGAAGAUAAGUCCUGAUGCCUUUAUCCAGCUAGCCUUGCAGCUAGCAUAUUACAGGAUGUACGGCCACGUUUGUGCCACAUACGAGAGUGCAUCGCUAAGGAUGUUCCGCCUGGGCCGCACAGACACCAUCCGCUCGACUUCUGUAGAAUCUCUUAAGUUUGUGCAAUCAAUGGACAGCCCUGACAAAUCGGACCAGGAGAAGGCAGACUUGCUGAGGAGAGCUACGCAGGCCCACAGGCAAUACACUGAUAUGGCAAUAAGGGGCAAUGCAAUAGACCGCCACCUCUUAGGCUUGAAGCUUCAAGCUAUUGAGGACCUAGUGAGCAUGCCUGAACUGUUCAUGGACACAGCAUACGCUGUUGCAAUGCACUUCAAUCUCUCAACCAGCCAGGUCCCAGCAAAGACAGACUGCGUGAUGUGUUUUGGUCCCGUGGUUCCAGAUGGCUAUGGAAUCUGUUACAACCCUAUGGAUGAACACAUCAACUUCGCAAUUUCAGCAUUCAACAGCUGUGCUGACACAAAUGCAGCCCGCAUGGCACAUUAUCUUGAGAAAGCACUGCUAGACAUGAGGAUCUUGCUCCAGUCCACUCCCAAAUCCAAACUGUAAGAGGCAAACAUGAUGCAAAACCCCCAACUAAAGGGGCUAUCCCUCAUGCACUGAAGUUCCCAGUUCCUCAGAAAAUGAUUGAGGGAACAGCUUGCCCUGGAACCUAGGAGGGCAUCUACCAUUUGUUUUCAGCAAGAGGUUACAGAAUAGUCACCUGCAGAUAUUGGACUCUGUGGUGAGAGGAAACACUGUCUUAAGCUGAAGUAGAACUGACUGGUCCUCUCCCAUCAAUGCAAAGUACACCAUCCUGUCCUCAAAGAGGACUGAAAUAUGAUUUUUAUGGAACUUACUGUAAAGGAAUACAGAAAGCACGCUCCUUAUCAGUAUCUAAAUCCAUUUGGUGGGGAAGGUAGCUCUCCUCCAGGAAAAGCAGGGAAUGUUUAUUAUAAUGAUGGAACUACUGUAAGACCAAGUCUUUUUGCUGGUUUCAUCUUCUGAAGAGUACAGCGUCUUUCAGAAUUGACAGAAGAUUUUUCUGCUGCUCCAGCAAAACUUCACCAUUGAAAUUUGGCAAGGGGAGAAAGAAGUUCUUAAGUCAGAGCAGAUCCAGUCGUGUUAGAGUGCGCUGCACUACUUAUCCCAGGCACUCCAACCACUACCUGCUUUACAGGCCUAGGAAUGUUCCCCUCGUUUUAGGAUGCUGGGUUCUCCUUUCUGUUGCACUGACCCUAUUAACAACAAAAUAUCAUUUGCUACAAAGUAAGGUGGUUUUUUUGUUGUUGUUUUGGGCUUUGUUAAGCUUGCUGUUGUGGUCCUAGCCAUUGAUCUUCAGGCUCAGCAUAAAGCUUUUUUUCCCCACAAAGUUUCUACAAAACUUCUCUCACACAGGUUUUGCUAGCUUUGGCUUUAUGUAUGUUAACAUUUGUGGAGAUGAGAAGGGAUUGCCUAUGCAUUUAGCAGAACACUUGCUUCAUUGUCCCUUUCUUUGGAAUUGAGGAAAAGAAAAAGAUGCUGACCUCCUGUUUACUAGCCAGAAGGCCACAUGCCUAGCCUCCUUCAGGGCACACAUGUGAACCUAAUGUGAUUUUAUACCUUACCUUCAGAAACAACAUAUUUGUGCAUAAUGUGUUAUGCCUAAGUUGUGGACAAAUAAGAAUGUUUCUGAUCAGGAACUCCAGAACAUACUUCCAUUUCUAGCUCACAGAGUUAAAAUCUGUUAGAGUCAAAGGAAAAGCAGCUGCAGAAUCACCCUUCUUUCACAUCACUCUGCUUUAACAAGGCAGAAAAUCUUGAAAAGCAGGAAGAAAGCUGAGAACAUGUGGGCAGUGUAUAUGUUUGUGCACUGUGGCAGCCAUUGUUCCUGCAGUUAGCAGUACAGCACCUUUUCUGCCACUCUUUGGAGUUUUUUCUUCCUGCAGUGUUACUUAGAUUUGUGCCAGCUCUAUUCUGUGAGAGAAUGAUCUCAUGAUAGUGUUUUCAUGUUCAGCUGACGAACUUGAGACAGUAAAAGAUUAUAUAUAAUUAACAUACAAGUGUAGCAUAGGAAUUUUUGUAAGCACUACUUCCAAUGAAUCUGCCAGAAUCCAAGCUCCUGACUCUACUUUUAUUUAGUAAAACUGUAUGGUAAUGAAUUCUAGUGCUAUUUCUGCAGCAGGAAUUUAGUAUUUGAAUUAUACACCAUUCAAGAUGUGGCUGCUGGGACAUCACCAUAAACAAGAAGCAUUAGGAGUCUGAUGGCCUGUUUUGUUACCAGGGAAAUACUUGAUCGCAAUUGCUACUUUUUUGAUCAUAUAACAGCAAGGGACAUGAUCAAAGUGCCUUGGUGAACAUAUAUGAAGAAGUUUGCACUAAACCUGUUUAAAGAAAAAAAAAAUCAUUCUAAUUUGCUUCUUGAAAGACACAAGCCAACACUACUGCAUUUUUUCCUAAAAGGAUGUUAUUUCAAAGCUUCUUAUACCUAAAUAAACCUUAAAGGAAAAUUUAACUGAAACUCACCUGCACAGCCAGUGAUUGUAUGAACUGCCACUUUCGCAUCAUCUACAUGGAUUUAGUUGAUCUUUUAGAAGAAUCCUGAAUGGAGUGAGAUAAUCUAAAAAAAACCAAUAGGAGCACUACAAACCUGCAAGCACACAUCCCUGCUCUGUUGACUCCUCUGUAUGAAUUGGACUGAAAACUGCAAGAGGAUACUCAGUAUUAUCAAAGUGUAAGUGAUUGUGUAAAUACUACAUAAAAGACCAAACCUUGCUGGAAUAACAUCUGGGUUCAUGGAGCCUUUUACAUUGAAAAAAUAUUCCUUUUGCCAAAGUAACCCUCCCCCCAUACUGAAUCAACCUCUGUUGCUAGGGGAUGAGUUAUUUCUCCCUGUCUGCAAUGCCUUCAACCACUGAUGCUACAGUAUUGCCACUUAAGUAUUUGAGACUGGCCCUUUUCUACUGCUGUCUCAUCAAAGGGGAAGGCUCUCAAAGGAAAGUGCCUAUUAAAGAUUAAGCAGAAGUAUGCACUGCUGUGACUGUAUCUCAGAAGAUGGGAGUGAUCUAUUCUGGAUAUCCCACUAGCUUCAGCAGAAUACAGCUGCAAGAAGCAGACUAUCACACUGAAAGAGAUACAAGAUUCACAAACCACUUAAUGCAUCCUUAAUGAUACACGGAACUGAAAUUCAGAUGAAUGAAGCUGAUUUGAAGUGCUUGAAAGGACACUAAAAUCAUUACAAGGUUUCUCCUUUAAAAAGUCUUUUUGUACAAGUUCUAAAAUGUGAUGUCCUUCUGAUUCAUACCUUCUUGAUUUUUUUGCUGUUGACUUACUGAAUACUAUUCUCCUCCCUGUUUCUGAUUGUCUGAUCGUUUGAUCAAGAGAUGUCCAUUGUCUUAAAGGCACAUUAAGUACAAGAAACUUCAGAUCCAGAAAAACCACCGAUUUGGAACAAAUAAUUUAAGAAAUGCAUAGACUGAAAAUAUUCAGAUAACUCUUGGGGUAUGAGUGCAAUUUAUGACACAGCCUGGUAGUGUUGCAUGCUUUGCUGGUUAGCUGUGUUAAAUACUGUUUUGGUAGUGUA
Messenger RNA from Haliaeetus leucocephalus (bald eagle), 6972 nucleotides. RefSeq names its product carnitine O-acetyltransferase (gene CRAT). NCBI's taxonomy places the organism in Eukaryota, Metazoa, Chordata, Aves, Accipitriformes, Accipitridae. Gene Ontology annotation, biological process: carnitine metabolic process, CoA-linked. The coding region runs from base 1983 to 3980 and encodes 665 amino acids. Gene Ontology annotation, cellular component: peroxisome. Gene Ontology annotation, molecular function: carnitine O-acetyltransferase activity. The record is from RefSeq and is a predicted model, not a curated record. The transcript is spliced from 15 exons.